CGUCAUUUGACAGAGAGUCAAAUUCCUUGAAUACAAGGUCCCGCCCGCGGCAUUGUCGAGCCUUGCCAUAGGGUCUCCUCGCGGCACUCGGAAACCCGGUCGAUGGGACUUCCAAAUGAGCUUUAAAUUCCAACGACCUUCCCUCAGUCGGUCGGAAAAGAUUCCUUUCCGGAUAACACCACAUAUGAGUUUACAAUAUUAGACGAAUCCCGGAACCACGGGCACUGCCUCCAGAGAUGUCCGCUGAGCUUGAGGUCUUUAAGGUUUCACAAAUCUACGUCCCACACAGGGCCUAUCGACCCUCUGUGUGUCCUCCCAUCGUGAUCCACACCUUUCCGCGCAGAGUUGUGUUGGGAGAGCUCGACAAAAACAAUAAACAGGAGCCGGGUGUCCCCCUACGAGCUUGCGAGCAUCGACCGUCUUUUUCUGCGCGGCAUCUGUGCAACUGAAUCAGGAAGUCGACUCACAAUGUCGACGAGGUUGUAUCCCCUCUACAGGAGGGGCAAUCCUCAACGACGGGUUUUCCUGCCGAACUUCUUCAUGAAGAUCGUGAAAAGUAAAGUCGAUAUUCCAAAAAACAUGGUGAAAUUCGAAGUGCCACUGCAGAUGACUCAAUUCGACGUCAAAAACUACCUGGAAAAGAUAUAUAAAAUACCCGUUGCUCACGUGAAGACUGAAGUGAUACUCGGCGAGAUCAAGCCGCAACGGUGGAAAGGAUACCUCGUCAAAAACGACGACUACCGGAUCGCCACGGUCACGCUGCACGAAGGAUCUUUCUUCGAGUUCCCAAAAAUGUUCAAAGAAGAUGCGAUGGGUGAAGCUCUUGAUGAAUAUGAGGAGGAGACAGAGAAGUUGAAGGAACUCGAACGGAAAUAUAAGCGAGUCGACCCGCUGCGGAAAGAUGUUCCCGAUUUCUUCGGCAUUUAGGAUUUUUAGAGUCUUGGGCUUGGUUGUAGGAUCGUUGUGAAAGCAGUCAAUACAAUAUACCUGUUUACUGAA
Molecule: messenger RNA, 999 nt
Organism: Galendromus occidentalis (western predatory mite)
Lineage: Eukaryota; Metazoa; Arthropoda; Arachnida; Mesostigmata; Phytoseiidae
Gene: mRpL23
Product: mitochondrial ribosomal protein L23
Exons: 1
Coding region: 469-927 (152 amino acids)
Biological process (GO): mitochondrial translation
Cellular component (GO): mitochondrial large ribosomal subunit; ribosome
Molecular function (GO): structural constituent of ribosome
Source: RefSeq, a predicted model, not a curated record